ACAAGAGAGGAGGGCGGGUCGGCCGGCCAGCCAGAGCUGGGGUGUUGGGCAGGCCGGAGUGGAGCUCGCUCGGGGGCUCAGGGCGGCUCCCCGGGGCGCGGCGCUGGCAGGGCCCCGGGCAGGGAAGCUGUGCCGCGGCGGGUGCGGGGCAGACGCUGUGAGGGCUCGGCCGGCGGGGAGGCUCCGGCUGGGAGCAGCUGCGGCACGGCGGCAGUAGGGAAUGCCUGCCGGAGGCUGUAGCGGGGAGCACUGCCCGGGCCCGCUGGCCCCGGCCACUUCAUAGACGUAAGCUGCGCCAGGGCAGGUCUGGGCUGGACAUUAGGAGCAAUUCCUUCACAGAAGGGGUGAUUAGAUAUUGGAAAGGGCUGCCCAGGGCGGCGGUGCUGGCGUCCCCAUCCCUGGAGGUGUUUAAGGAAAGACUGGACGCGGCACUCAGUGCUCUGGGCUGGGUGACAAAGUGGGGAUCGGUCACAAGAUUGGACUCGAUGGUCUCAGAGGACUUUUCCGACUUCAGUGAUUCUGGGAUUCUCGCCCUGGCGAGGGGUGGUUCGCUCCGGGCUCCUGCCGCAGUUGGAUGGAGAAGCAGCCUGGUUUGUGCAUUGCCGUGGGUGACCACUGCUUUCCUGUACUUCCCUAGUACUGAAGCCACCAGGAUUCAGUGAUGGAGGCUUUGCUGGAAGGAAUGCAAAGAAAUGGGCAGGGGAGCGGUGGGUUCUUGACCUCCUGUGAAGCCGAGCUGCAGGAGCUGAUGAAGCAGAUAGACAUCAUGGUGGCUCACAAGAAAUCCGAAUGGGAAGGGCAGACACAGGCUUUGGAAGCUUGUCUGAGUGCUCGGGAGCAGGAACUUUCCUCUGCCAAGGCAGCUCUGCAGGAAAAGCAAAAGGAGGUUGGCCUACUGCGUCGCCAGGUCGAAGAUGUGGAAAAAUCCAAGCAGGACAUGGUUAGAGAGUAUGAACAACAGCUGAAGAAAUUCCAGGAGGAGUUGUCCCGGCUGAGGAGGAGCUAUGAGAAGCUGCAGAAGAAAAAAACAAGAAGCAGAGGAGAAGCUAACAAGGGACAAGAGGAGGACAAGUUUGAAUUGAGCCGACUGACCAGGAAGCUGGAGGAGUUCCGUCAAAAAUCACUUGACUGGGAGAAGCAGCGCCUGCGGUACCAACAGCAGGUGGCAUCGCUGGAGGCGCAGCGCAAGGCUCUGGCAGAGCACUCCGAACUCGUGCAGACCCAGCUGGCCAAUCGGAAGCAGAUCCUGGACUCAGUGGAGCUGGCGAGCCGCUCGGAAAUCCAGCACUUAACCAGCAGGCUGGAGAGGGCCAAGGACACCAUCUGUGCCAACGAGCUGGAGGUGGAGAGGCUCAGCAUGAGGGUGGAUGACCUGAGCGAGGACAAGCGCAUGAUUCUGGAAGAUCAGCAGAGAGUUCAAGAAGAAUUAAGGCAGUCCAAGAAAAUGUUAGAGGUGCUGCAGGAUGAGAAGAUGGAACUGAGGGCCACCUUGCAGUCUCAAGAAGAUUUCAUUGACAGCUCGAAGCUGCACCAGGAACAGUUACAGAAAGAGCUGGACAGGAUGGCUGAAACUCUUCACAGAAAAGAACUCCUCAUCAGGGCCUUGGAGGAGCGCUUGCAAGGGAAGCCAUUGUCCUCUGCAGGGCUGGAGCUGGAGCAGGUGCUGCUGCAGCUGGAUGUUGCCCAGAAGAAGGAACAGCACUUGCAGUCAGAGGUGACUCGUCUUGAGAACAGCCUGGUGUCUUCAAAUGCCAGGUGUGUGCAGCUGAGUGAGGAGCUGGGUGAGAAUAUCAAAGAGCUGCAGUCCCUGGAAGAAGACCAGACUGAGUCAAGGGCAGAGAUUAAAAAGUUGAAAGACCAGCUCUCUCAGGCUGAACAAAUGCACAGCAGUGAGCUAGAGGGGAUGAAAAGGGAGAUCUCCAGGCUGACACAGGAGCUGCAGCAGCGGGACAUCACCAUUGCAUCGGCGAGCGGCUCCACCUCAGACCUGGAGCAGCAGCUCAGAGCAGAGAUUGAAAGAGCAGAGAGGAAAGCAGUGGAGCACAGGGUAAUUCUGGUCCAGCUGGAAACCUUGAGGCUGGAAAAUCGUCAUCUCUCAGAGAUUCUGGAAAAAAGAGAGUGUGGUAAGCUGAAGGGGGAUGAUGGCACCCUGAGAGCACUCAGGGAGGACUACGCUGCUGAGCUCCAGAAAUUAAUAUCUGAGAACCAGCAGCUGCGGAUGGACCUCGCAGAGACCAGGGCAAAACUGGGGGUCACUGCACAGGUGUGCCCAGAUGAACCUGAGAGCAUGGCUCAGCAGGGGCAAGGCAAAGAGCCCAGGGAUGUACAGCACAGGACAGCUUGGGAAGCACAGCACGAGCAGGAUGAACACACAGGCAGGACACAUCUCCAGCCUGACAGGACUGCUCAGCAUCAUCACAGGGACUCCCAAAGGUGUGGGGCUGCUGAAACAGGAACUGUGACCCCCGAGAUGGGUGAGCCACCCUCCCAGAGCAGCAGCGAGAACUGCAAGGAGUCACGUGCCUGGCUGGGAGCAGAGUCUGUGCUUCAUGUGGUGGAUGAAAACAAAGAUUUUGCAGAUGAAGCAUCUAAGCAGCCUGCCUUAAAUCAUCACAGAGAAUCUGUGUUUUUGUGCCCCUUGCCUACAGCUUCUGUUGGAUCCAUUGCUGCACGAUACCUGGAAGAUGAAGAAGUGAGAUCCCAGCACAUCCUGGAGUGCCUAAAUGCUCACAUUGAGGAACUGAAAAAAGAGAGUGCAAAGAUAGUGAGACGAUUUGAACACCAGGAAUAAUGUUUCUUGUGGAAUUGGAAUGCUGGUUUCCUUACGUGCUUCCAAACUGUGACUGGGAAGGUGCCUAUAUCCAGCUGGGAUUGGAGCUUGAGUGAGAGCCAUGUGUCCUACUUGGAGCUGAAUCAGCAGGAUGGGAGUUGGGGAAAAGGAGCUCCUGUCUACAUGCUUGCUCUGAUGAGGGGUGUUACACCACAAACACUUCAGUCAUCUUGCCAUAGGUCAGAGACCUGCAUCAGAGCUAUGUGCUCCCUCACAAAGUUGAUGGUGUUUUUUAAAAGCAAACCAUUUGCUAGUUUUUAUGUAAAGUAUUAAAGUAUAUUUUAUACGUGUGAAAGCCUUGAAAUAAAUCAGAAUGGCAAACAC
Molecule: messenger RNA, 3154 nt
Organism: Vidua macroura (Pin-tailed whydah)
Lineage: Eukaryota; Metazoa; Chordata; Aves; Passeriformes; Viduidae
Gene: CEP63
Product: centrosomal protein 63
Exons: 15
Coding region: 662-2791 (709 amino acids)
Biological process (GO): de novo centriole assembly involved in multi-ciliated epithelial cell differentiation; centriole replication
Cellular component (GO): centriole
Source: RefSeq, a predicted model, not a curated record